Messenger RNA from Propithecus coquereli (Coquerel's sifaka), 540 nucleotides. It is a transcript of the gene LNP1, whose product is annotated as leukemia NUP98 fusion partner 1. The record is from RefSeq and is a predicted model, not a curated record. The coding region runs from base 1 to 540 and encodes 179 amino acids. Lineage: Eukaryota; Metazoa; Chordata; Mammalia; Primates; Indriidae. The transcript has 4 exons.
AUGGAGCACAAAGAUGAUGACGACGACGAUGUGUCUUUUGCCAAAUGGAUGAGCAGCUUCUGGGGGCACAGCUGGAGAGAGGAGGAUGAGAGGGGACUCCGGGAACGCCACCACCGACCACAAGCCACCAUUCACAGGAAAACCUCUCUGCCCUGCCCAUUGAAUAUGCUUUCCAGAAUUACAUCAUCUGACCACCAUCCUAGAAGGCAUUCUCAUGAGGACCAGGAAUUCCAAUGCUGUACCCACAUGCGGGAUUACAGAAAAUACUCAGGAGAUGGGUCAUUCAAGGAGCCACUGGCAUCAAAAGGAAGAUCCCAUUCCAGAGUUCAGGAAUUUUCAGAUUCCUUUGAACAGCAACUGUGCUUUAGAACCAAACGUUCUGCAUCUUUGGGACCUGAGAGCAGGAAGGAGAGAAAUGAAAGAGAACGCCUGCGGAUGGAGAUAAGAUCCCAAAAGAAAGUAGAGGAAGGAAGGAGCUCUAGGAAAGAAGAACCCAGAGAAGCAUGCAUGGCUCCCCUGUUUGAAAAGGGGCCUGAAUAA